UACAAUGCUUGGUCUUGCUUCUUCCAUAUCAUGCUCCCUCUUCAUCCUGUUUUCACUGGCCUCCAAUGCUGCCUCCAAAGAUGACCUUGUGGUGGACACCAGCAGUGGUCCGAUCAAGGGCAGAAGUCUUACCGUGGGCUCUGGCACUGUGAGAGCUUAUCUUGGCAUCCCCUAUGCAAAGCCUCCCUUGGGGAAACUGCGAUUCCAGAAGCCUCUUCCACAUCAGCCAUGGAGGCAAAUCUUCAAGGCCACCAACUUUGGAAAUGCAUGUUCUCAGUCUGUUUUAUCUCAAGCAUUUGAGGCAAAAUUGUGGAAUCCCAAUAGGCCCCUUUCAGAAGAUUGUCUCUUUCUCAACAUCUGGGUGCCCCAUACGCAGCCCUCUGUAACUAUUCCCAUUCUUGUCUGGAUACAUGGAGGGGGCUUUGUUGCAGGUACAAGUUCCCUGGACUUGUACAAUGGAGCUUUUUUAGCUGUGACAGAGAAUGUCAUUGUGGCCUCCAUGAAUUACCGCAUUGGGUCUCUGGGCUUCUUUUCUCUGCCACCAGCCAUCCCAGGAAACAUGGGUCUAUGGGAUCAACACCUGGCCCUGACCUGGAUCAAGGAGAAUGCACUAGCCUUUGGUGGAGAUCCAAAUCGGGUGACGAUUUUUGGUCAUAGUGCUGGAGGAGCCUCUGUUGGCUUCCAUCUCCUUUCACCCAAAAGUGAGCCUCUUUUUGCCAAAGCUGUGCUUCAGAGUGGAGUUCCUUUUUCUUGGUUGAGUCCUGAGAAUGCCAAGAAUAAAUCCCUUGAACUUAGUCAGCUGAUGGGAUGUGGAAAAGGCAAUGAAAAUGAAAUUGUGAGCUGUCUUCGGGACAAAAAUGCAAUGGAAUUUCCUCAGCACGAAACAGCUCUGUUUCUGAAAAACAAGUUUAUUCUGGAUCCUGUCUUUGCACCGACAGUAGAUGGGGAAUUUUUGACUGAUGAUCCUCAGAGUCUUUUGAAUUCUCAGCAUGUGCAGAUCAAACCAGUUCUUACUGGUGUCACCUCAGAUGAAGCAGCUUCCUUGGUCGAUUUUCUUUCUCUUUUAAGCAAUCACAGCAAAAUCACUCAGGAACAAUUUAUGAAAGUAUUAAGAAUUAUAGUGCAAAAUGCAACUGAAGAAGAUAUUCAAGCAGUGGCCCAGAAGUACAGUGAGGAGAGUCAUGGCCCAGCAAAGUACCGUUCAGCCUUGGUUCAAUUUUUGAGUGAUUAUUUCUUUGUAUGUCCUGCAGCCGAAUUUGCUGCCCAGAUGAGAAAAACUGGGAGUCAUGUGUAUGUUUACAUUUUUACACAUCAUACCCCUGGCACUGUCUGGCCUGAGUGGGCCGGGGCGCCUCAUGGAGCUGAACUCAUUUAUCUGUUUGGAAGCUUUAAGGCAGCAUUGGAUGCCAACAAAACACAUACAGAAGCAGAGGCAGUGCUCAGCCGUAGGAUAAUGCGAUACUGGGCAGAGUUUGCCAGAACUGGCAAACCCACAGGAUCAGACAAGAAAAAAGUGGAGUGGCCACUUUAUAAUCCUACAGUGCAGAACUUCUUCAAUCUUAGCACUCAACCAGCACCGUUUAUGCCGGUAUCACCUACUCGACACUGCAAUCUGUUUAAAACACAUACUGCAAAUCCAAAGAAAUCAAAUGAAGAUUGAGACUGGGUAAUAGCCCUCCCAAUUGGGAACUCAAAUUCUCCAGGAACAGCCAGGAACAGUCUCCUG
Messenger RNA from Anolis sagrei ordinatus, 1726 nucleotides. Its product is annotated as cholinesterase-like. Gene Ontology annotation, biological process: choline metabolic process; acetylcholine catabolic process. Gene Ontology annotation, cellular component: plasma membrane. NCBI's taxonomy places the organism in Eukaryota, Metazoa, Chordata, Lepidosauria, Squamata, Anolidae. Gene Ontology annotation, molecular function: acetylcholinesterase activity. The record is from RefSeq and is a predicted model, not a curated record.